Messenger RNA from Meriones unguiculatus (Mongolian gerbil), 4844 nucleotides. It is a transcript of the gene Zbtb7a, whose product is annotated as zinc finger and BTB domain containing 7A. The transcript is spliced from 3 exons. Bases 538 to 2235 code for a protein of 565 amino acids. NCBI's taxonomy places the organism in Eukaryota, Metazoa, Chordata, Mammalia, Rodentia, Muridae. The record is from RefSeq and is a predicted model, not a curated record. Gene Ontology annotation, molecular function: DNA-binding transcription factor activity, RNA polymerase II-specific; RNA polymerase II cis-regulatory region sequence-specific DNA binding; protein binding. Gene Ontology annotation, biological process: regulation of transcription by RNA polymerase II.
CACCCGAGGGGCCCCUCUCGCCCGCCCCCAGCACCCCGGGGUGCUCCGGGCCUUAGAUAAGCCAGCAGGCUGGCACGGCGCCGCGCACGGGGCGGAGAGGUCACGGGCUUGCCAGGGGAGGGGCCGAUGGGUCGGGGCUGCGCCCCCCGCCCGUCUGGCACCCCCAAAUCCCUAAUCGCAGCGCGAUCUGCUCUCGCGGCGCAGCCCCGCGGGACGUGGCAAGAGCCGACCUGCAGAGCCUGUUCUGGCCGCGGCGGCCGGGGGGGCGGGCUGGGCGUGGGGGUGCCGGCGCUGCGGCACCUUUAAGACGAGGGAGGACCCCUCUUGCCCUCGGACAAACCAGGAAGGGAGUCGCGAGCAUCAUACGGGGCUUUGCGUACUGUACGGCUACUGUAGGGGCAGUGACGACGACGCCCGCCCGAGCGAGGUCCGCGCCGCGGGCAGCCCCGAUCGCGCGUCCUCCGGGUCCGGGUCCCCGCGAGGUAAGCCGCCCGGGCUGAAGGGGACCCCUCUCCGGGAGAGGUGUUGGCGCGGAAGAUGGCCGGCGGCGUGGACGGCCCCAUCGGGAUCCCGUUCCCAGACCACAGCAGCGACAUCCUGAGCGGCCUGAAUGAGCAGCGGACGCAGGGCCUGCUGUGCGACGUGGUGAUCCUGGUGGAGGGCCGCGAGUUCCCCACGCACCGCUCGGUGCUGGCCGCCUGCAGCCAGUACUUCAAGAAGCUCUUCACGUCGGGCGCCGCCGUGGACCAGCAGAACGUGUACGAGAUCGACUUCGUGAGCGCCGAGGCGCUGACGGCGCUCAUGGACUUCGCCUACACCGCCACGCUCACGGUCAGCACGGCCAACGUGGGCGACAUCCUGAGCGCCGCGCGCCUGCUGGAGAUCCCGGCCGUGAGCCACGUGUGCGCCGACCUGCUGGAGCGCCAGAUCCUGGCGGCCGACGAGCCCGGCGACGCGGGCCAGCCCGACGGCGCGGGCCCCACGGACCAGCGCAACCUGCUGCGCGCCAAGGAGUACCUCGAGUUCUUCCGCAGCAACCCCAUCAACAGCCUGCCCCCCGCCGCCUUCCCCUGGGCCGGCUUCGGCGGCCCCGACGACGAGCUGGACGCCACCAAGGAGGCCGUGGCCGCCGCCGUGGCCGCCGUGGCCGCCGGGGAGUGCAACGGCCUGGACUUCUACGGCCCGGGGCCGCCGGCCGAGCGGCCCGGCGCGGGCGACGGGGAUGAGGGCGACAGCACGCCGGGGCUGUGGCCCGAGCGCGACGAGGAGGCCGCGGCCGGCCUCUUCCCGGCCCCCGCCGCCCCGCCCGCCGCCACGCAGAACGGCCACUACGGGCGCGCGGGGCACGGGGACGAGGAGGCGGCGGCGCUGUCGGAGGCGGCGCCCGAGCCCGGCGACUCCCCGGGCUUCCUGUCGGGCGCGGCCGAGGGCGAGGACGGGGACGCGGGCGACGCGGACGGGCUGGCGGCCAGCACGCUGCUGCAGCAGAUGAUGUCGUCGGUGGGCCGCGCGGGGGACAGCGACGAGGAGUCCCGCGCCGACGACAAGGGCGUCAUGGACUACUACCUGAAGUACUUCAGCGGCGCCCACGAGGGCGACGUCUACCCGGCCUGGUCGCAGAAGGGCGAGAAGAAGAUCCGCGCCAAGGCCUUCCAGAAGUGCCCCAUCUGCGAGAAGGUGAUCCAGGGCGCGGGCAAGCUGCCCCGCCACAUCCGCACGCACACGGGCGAGAAGCCCUACGAGUGCAACAUCUGCAAGGUCCGCUUCACCAGGCAGGACAAGCUGAAGGUGCACAUGCGCAAGCACACGGGCGAGAAGCCCUACCUCUGCCAGCAGUGCGGCGCCGCCUUCGCCCACAACUACGACCUGAAGAACCACAUGCGGGUGCACACGGGGCUGCGGCCCUACCAGUGCGACAGCUGCUGCAAGACGUUUGUGCGCUCCGACCACCUGCACAGGCACCUCAAGAAGGACGGCUGCAACGGGGUCCCCUCGCGCCGCGGCCGCAAGCCCCGCGUGCGGGGCCUGCCCCCCGACGGCCCGGCCGGCGCCCCCGCGCCCCCCGCGCCCCCCGACGGCCCGCGCAACGGCCAGGAGAAGCACUUUAAGGACGAGGAGGAGGACGAGGACGGGGCCAGCCCCGACAGCUCGGGCCGCCUGAAUGUAGCGGGCAGCGGCGGCGACGAGGGCGCGGGCGGCCCCGCGGCCCCCGCCGAGGGUAACUUCGCCACCUGACUCGCACUAAAAAACCAACCAAACCAACCAAAAACAAAACAAACAGACAAACAGACAGAACCUAAAAGCGAGACAGAGAGCAACCACCCCCCGCCCCAGCACCUCAGCAAGCAGUUCUCUGCCCCGAGCCUCCAUCCAUGCGCGGACGAGUGUGCGUGUAAAUCCCCGGCCGCGGCGCCUGCCUUUCUCAGAUCCUUAGGACACGGUCCCCCCCCUCGCCCCCGCGCCCCUCGCCCCGUCCGCCGCAGGGUUCCGCCCCGGGGGCCCUGCCUGCUCCAGGCUAAGGCGAGGGUGGCGGGGACCCCAGGACAGGCGCCCGGCUCCUUGUUGGUUGGUUUCAGGGGUCUCAGACAGACCUUAAAUGCUCUGUCCACUGUGAGUGGACGUUAAAAUGGUCCCCGGCUCCCCACCCUCCUUCCUCAGGGCACUUACUAAAGAGGGGGGAGUCCCCCGGCCUCCCGCCCCGCCUGUGGCCUCUCGCACCUCCGCACACCCACCCUGGCCACCACUGACAUACAAAUUAUUUAUUCCCCAGUCUGGGUGGCCGGAGCGGGGAUUGGGGGGGACGCUGGGGUCCCCACCACCCUCCUUCAUGGCACUUACACCUGGCGGGGUCCUCGGCCCCUGCUCAGGGUGACCCCCCCACCCUUCCCAUCUCUGCUUGCCCAGACCCCACCCCAUGUUCAGAGAUUGAAAAUUCGUCUUCACCCACGCCCCACUUUUUAAAGCACUUUUUAGAUCUUUCCCCUUUUCCUCCUUAAAGACAGUUUAUAUAGAGAUAUAUAGAGAGAGAUAUAUAUAAAAUAUUCUUCCUCAGAGGAGCAGGCAGCAGUUUGGGGGGGAUGUAGCCAAGAUCAGAGGGAACCCCAGGACUCAGGCAGGGACAGAGAGGGAGUGAGAGAGGCCACAGCUUAACGUCACAAAACAGCAAUAAAACCCCAAGAAUUUAGUAAACACAAAGGCAGAACCUAAAGCAAAACCUUAAGAAAUAUCAGCAAAAGCGGCGACAGCCCCGGGGGAUCUUGGCACUUUGUAACUGAACGGGUACUUUUCAUUCUUAACUUAAGAAAUGUUUACAAGUUGCACCCAGCUUCUAUGAAAAAUUGGAGAGAGAGCGAGAGAGGAGCGCGAGAGCAGUGGGAAGUAACUAAGUCAAUUUAUUUUUGUAUAAAAUAAAAGAAACCCAACCCAUUGCUCCGGUAGAAUCCACUUGCGUCCCCGAGGCUGAGGGCCGGGUGUCCAGGGAUCCACGGGAAGCGACCUGGGGUCCGCUUUUUGCGGCCUGCUGCAGGCCUCCCUCCCUCCCCGUGUUUGCCAGCCCCGCCCCCGUGCUAUUUUCUUUCCUCUUCUGUGUCUGUUUGGAGACCACAGGCCUGGGAGCCACAGGCCGCCUGUCCUGUCCUUCCCAGCUCAGGGAUGUCCCCGAGAGAGGGCUGGCCACCGGCCAGCCAGACCCUGUCCCCCGCCCGGUCCCCCUCUCCCCACUUGAUGGUCCCCCCAGGCACCCCUUCUUUUUACUCAAAGGCACUGACUGUAACCCAGGGCCCAGCACCUGACACCCCCACCCACCCACGCCCCAAACUCCGGCUUCCCCCCAAAAAGGCCCGGUCUUCACCGGGCCACAGGCCACGGACGGGGGCCGGGGGCCGGGGUUGGGGGACGUGGCGGCUGGAUGCCAGGGCGCCUGCAACUCCCACCCCUGUGGCCAAGGUGGAGCCGAGCGCGGGACCCCGUUGAUGCGCACCCUGCCCCCCGGGCCCUCGCGGUGGGUCCCGCUGGGUGGCCCGACGCUGACUGUCUUUCUUUGGUGUAAAGGGAUGCUCGUUCAGAAGGCUGCUUCCCAGUCCCUAGCGCAGGGGCCUCCCUCCCCUCACCGCCCCCCCCCCCCCGCCCCACGACUUCCCUCGGAUGUCUCAGGGUCCCCUCUUGGGGCCGCAGAGUGGGUAGGCCCGGGGUGGGGUGGUGCUGGCACCCCCUCGCACCCCACUCCCGCAGUGAGCCGCCCCGGAAGCCGAGCUGCGCCCUCCCGCCCCGUUCCCAGAGAGGUCAGCCCCCCUCCACCCUCGCAAUAAAACUAACUUCAAUCGCAGUCGUCCUGGCCACCGGCCGUAGACUCGGGGUGGGUGGAGCCCUUGGGGACUGUGGUGGGGGGCCCCCCCGAACCCGCCAGUGACAGCGCAAACCCUCGGGAAUUGCACUAAACCCUUGCCCCCGGCUCCUUGCUCCGCUUCUGCCCGCCCACUCACCUUGCCUUAACCGCCAGCCCAUCCCGGGGGCCGCAGCCACCGCAUGGGCCCAGCGCCGGGACGGCCCCCGCCCCCAGGCCCACCCCGCCCCCGUGUACUGCAAUCACAUACUGUAUAUAGAAUGUGGAUCGAUUUUUACAAAUUUUUAUUCUUUAAAUUAAGGCCGUGAUAAAAGUUGCCAAAGAGAAUUGUGGAAUUCAGUAGAGGUUCGAGCGGAGGGCUCUGCAGGAAGGUUUCCUUUGGUUGUUCGGGGUUUAUUUUUGUGUGUGUUUUUGUUUUCUUUUUUCCUUUUUUUUUUUUUUUAACUGCCUGGUACCAACAACAAAAAGAAAAAAAAACAACAAAAAAAAAAAAAAAAGAAAA